Messenger RNA from Phasianus colchicus (ring-necked pheasant), 1844 nucleotides. RefSeq names its product G protein-coupled receptor 83-like. The record is from RefSeq and is a predicted model, not a curated record. Gene Ontology annotation, cellular component: plasma membrane. Gene Ontology annotation, molecular function: neuropeptide Y receptor activity. Gene Ontology annotation, biological process: neuropeptide signaling pathway. NCBI's taxonomy places the organism in Eukaryota, Metazoa, Chordata, Aves, Galliformes, Phasianidae.
AAGAAACAACUGUUUUGAAGUAUGGGAUGAGAGCAGCACCAGAACACCGUCCCUGAAAGUUGGAAGAAAAGUGCACUCAUAUGAGAAUGAAUAAAAACAACCUGACAAAUGCCCAUUCCUACAUGUGCUCUGUGUAACAAUGAGUUAAUCUCUCCAGCCCACUAUUGCAGCUCCUGGUAUGUGAAGGAGUGAGAGUGCACAGUCCCAAACCAGUCCUGUUCAGAGGUCUUUGCUGUAAAUGCUCCCUAGUGCUGCUCCCUGGGAGCCCGUUGCACCUUUGAGGCUGUGCACCUACAGGCAUUGCUCACAGUGCCAGCUGCAUCUUCACCAGCUUCCCAGAGAGCUGAGCAGGUGUGGCUGGUGGACCACUGCUGUGUCAGCAGCCCUGUGAUGCCCUGCUGAGCAACAACCUGGGUUCACCCACCAUGCCUCAUGUGCCGCUUCCAUCCCACCAGGCACAGAUAGCAGCUUAUCUUGAGGAGUUCGACCAUUACUAUUCCUUGACUAAACUCAUGUCCAUCUACCAAGCAACCAACAGGACCACCUUCAACUGGACAGACAGCCGCAUUGUGGAGUGGGAGAAGUUUGCGGAGCUGGCUCGAUACGAGCCAGAAUCCCAGAAACCAACUGUGAAGGCUCUCCUGAUCAUGGUGUACUCAGUGAUUAUCAUCGUGUCUCUCUUUGGGAACGUGCUGGUGUGCCAUGUGGUCCUGAAGAACAAGAGGAUGCACUCGGCCACCAGCCUGUUCAUUGUCAACCUGGCCGUGUCUGACAUCAUGAUCACACUGCUCAACACACCCUUCACUCUGGUUCGGUUUGUGAACAGCACCUGGAUCUUUGGGAGGGCGAUGUGCCACGUCAGCCGCUUCGUGCAGUACUGCUCGCUGCACGUCUCCACGCUCACCCUGACAGCCAUCGCCCUGGACAGGCACCAGGUCAUUCUGAACCCACUCAAGCAAAGGAUGUCUCUGACAAAAGGAGCGCUGAGCAUCGCUGUGAUCUGGCUGCUGGCUGCCUGCUUCUCCCUGCCCCACGCCAUCUACCAGAAGCUCUUCCAGUACAACUACAGGGAAGCCACCGUGCGGAGUCUGUGCCUCCCGGAUUUCCCUGAGCCUGCAGAGCUGGUCUGGAAGUACCUGGACCUGUCCACCUUCCUGCUGCUCUACCUGCUGCCGCUGCUCGUCAUCACCGCCACCUACACGCGCCUGGCCAAGAAGCUGUGGCUGCGCAACGCCAUCGGUGACAUCACCAUGCAGCAGUACAUCGCCCACCACAGGAACAAGAAGAAGAGCAUCAAGAUGCUGGUGCUGGUUGUGGUGGUCUUUGCUGUCUGCUGGUUUCCGCUCAACUGCUACGUAGUGCUCAUCUCCAGCCUGGGCAUCAAGACCAACAACUCGCUCUACUUUGCCCUGCACUGGUUUGCUAUGAGCAGCACAUGCUACAAUCCCUUCAUUUACUGCUGGCUGAAUGAGAGCUUCCGUGCGGAGCUCAGAGCCCUGCUGUGCAUGUGCCAGCACACGGCUCAGCCACAAAGCACUGCGCAGCUGCCCAUGGCCGUGUCCUGCCGCGAGGCCUGGGGGCAGAGAGCUGGAUGCAUGAAGGGGCCCUCAUCAAACAGCGUUUGCUCCACUGUGCUCAUCCCAACAGCCAGCAGUGGCCUGUGAACAAGGGUGGCAAUGGAUGGAGUUUGGCAUGCAUCUGAAGGAAGGACUUUUGUAGCCAGGUGAACCUCAUCUGUAGGGAUUCCCCCAGAUAAUUCAUAGUAAAGCCUCCCAUCAGAGUGCGGGUGUAGCAGAAAUGCUAACUCGGGGUUGGAGAAGUGAUGGGAAGGCAGGGCCAACCCA